Molecule: messenger RNA, 3819 nt
Organism: Indicator indicator
Lineage: Eukaryota; Metazoa; Chordata; Aves; Piciformes; Indicatoridae
Gene: SCAPER
Product: S-phase cyclin A associated protein in the ER
Exons: 27
Coding region: 10-3819 (1269 amino acids)
Molecular function (GO): nucleic acid binding; zinc ion binding
Source: RefSeq, a predicted model, not a curated record
GAAGUCCUGAUGAUGCUUGAUAACUACGUAAGAGACUUCAAAGCACUGAUUGACUGGAUACAGCUACAGGAGAAGCUAGAAAAAGCUGAUGCUCAAAGCAGACCUACUUCAUUAGCCUGGGAAGUAAAGAAAAUGUCUCCAGGACGACAUGUGAUUCCAAGUCCAUCAACAGACAGAAUUAGUGUGACCUCAAGUGCUCGAAGAAGUUUAAAUUUUGGGAACCCUGCCGUGACAAUUUCUGCAACACGCCUGGCUCCUUCUGGUGUCAGUUGGGCUGAUAAAGUAAAAGCCAAUCAUGGAACUAAAGCUGCCGUUCCUGAGCUAGCAACAGCACAAACGUGUCUGCCACCUCCAGCACAGAAAUCAUCACGGAAAAAUGAUCGAAAGGAUGCGGAGGGCUGGGAAACAGUUCAGCGUGGAAGGCCUGUUCGAUCUCGAUCUACAGCUUUGGCAACAAAAUCUCCUGUAGUUGUAGAAUCACUGAAGUCCAAAUGUGACAGUGACAAAGAAAAUGUCAUUUCACCACCCUCAGAGGCUAAACAAGAGACUUUGCUCGCUGACAGUGGUACAUGCAAAGGCACAGAGCUUGCACAGAAAGAUCCUUUACACCAAUCUGAAGGUCCUCUUACUGAAAAGACUCAGUUCACAGCACAAGUCUCAGAAGACAAUGGAAGUCCUGGCACACCACUGCAGAAAGAUUCCUCACAGGCAGUAUCUGAGAUGCCUCCAGUUCUCACAAACAAAGACUGUACUUCAAAAACUCUGCAGAUAAAUGAAGCUUCCUCCCUGAUCACUGAUCAGCAUCAAACAGAAAAAGCUAAAACUGAAACUGAAAUGGAUCCCUCAGAUAUUUCAAAUGUGAGUGCUGCCAGAUUGUCUAUGGCAGAAGUCCUUGCUAAGAAGGAAGAGUUAGCAGACCGCCUGGAAAAGGCAAAUGAAGAAGCCAUUGCCAGCGCUAUUGCAGAAGAGGAGCAGUUAACAAGAGAGAUUGAAGCAGAGGAAAACAACGACAUUAAUAUUGAGACCGACAAUGACAGUGAUUUCUCUGCUAAUAUGGGCAAUGGAGGCAUAACUUUCUGUGGUAUGUCCAUGGACUGGAAUGAUGUUCUGGCAGAUUAUGAAGCUCGUGAAUCAUGGCGCCAGAGCAAUUCUUGGGGAGACAGAGUGGAAGAAGAGCCUGCACGUCCACCUGGCCACGGGAUACACAUGCAUGAGAAGCUGUCAUCACCAUCACGCAAAAGAACGAUAGCAGAAUCCAAAAAGAAACAUGAAGAGAAACAAAUGAAAGCUCAACAGCUGAGAGAAAAGUUACGGGAAGAAAAGACACUAAAACUUCAAAAAUUAAUGGAGAGGGAGAAAGAUGUACGGAAAUGGAAAGAAGAAUUGUUAGAUCAAAGACGCAGGAUGAUGGAGGAGAAAUUACUCCAUGCGGAAUUCAAACGUGAAGUGCAGCUACAAGCAAUUGUGAAAAAAGCACAAGAGGAAGAAGCUAAGGUAAAUGAAAUUGCAUUUAUAAACACCUUGGAAGCUCAGAACAAACGCCAUGACGUGUUGAACAAACUAAAAGAAUAUGAGCAGCGCUUAAAUGAAUUGCAAGAGGAGCGUCAGCGAAGACAAGAGGAGAAACAAGCACGUGAUGAAGCUGUUCAGGAGCGCAAAAGGGCCCUGGAAGCAGAACGACAAGCCCGAGUUGAGGAGCUGCUGAUGAAGAGGAAAGAACAGGAAGCACGGAUUGAACAGCAGAGGCAAGAGAAAGAGAAAGCACGAGAAGAUGCAGCACGGGAGAGGGCCAGAGAUCGAGAAGAGAGGUUGGCAGCUCUUACUGCAGCUCAGCAAGAAGCCAUGGAAGAACUACAGAAGAAGAUUCAGCUGAAGCACGAUGAAAGCAUUAGAAGGCACAUGGAACAAAUUGAACAAAGGAAAGAGAAAGCAGCUGAAUUAAGCAGUGGAAGACAUGCUAAUACUGAUUAUGCACCAAAACUUACACCAUAUGAACGAAAAAAACAGUGCUCGUUAUGCAACGUAAUGAUUUCAUCAGAAGUAUAUCUUUUUAGCCACAUUAAAGGGAAAAAGCACCAACAAGCUGUGAGAGAAAACAGUAGCAUACAAGGGCGAGAGCUUUCAGAUGAAGAAGUGGAGCACUUGUCAUUAAAAAAGUACAUUGUGGACAUUGUGAUUGAGAGCUCUGUUCCUGUGGAGCCCUUAAAAGAUGGAGAAGAGAAACAAAAAACUAAAAAGAAAGCCAAAAAGCUAAAGGCACGGAUGAACUCCAGGGCAAAGGAAUAUGAGAGUUUGAUGGAAGGAAAAAAUGCUGUCUCUGAUUCCCCAUUUAAAGCCAAGUUACAGCGAUUAGCAAAAGACCUCGUAAAGCACCUCCAAAUGCAGGAUAGCUGUUCACUGGGGAACAACAAGGUUUCUGCUCUGGACAGGACUUUGGGAGAGAUCUCUCGUAUUCUGGAGAAAGAGAACACAGCAGAUCAGAUAGCAUUUCGGGCUGCAGGAGGAUUGACUGCCCUUGAAAAUGUUCUUCAAGCCAUGACUUCUCCCACCAACUUGAAUGCAGUUUCACGGAUUCCUUAUAAGUCACUCUGCAGUACCGUAAAUGCUUACAGCCUCACCUGCAGUAACUGUGUAGAAAACUGUACCUAUGUUCUUUUUAGUAAUAAGAUCACUUUUCUAAUGGACCUGUUGGUACACCAGUUUACGGUUAGUGUUCCAGAUGACCAUAAUGCUACUUCAGGCAGAAGUGCAAAUAAGCAGGUAUUUGAAGGUUUAACAGCAGAACUUCUGGGGAUAACAGCUGUGAUUUUCAGAUGUCUAAUCUCCAGCUUCCCAGAUGGAAACAACCACUCCACUGCACUGAAUAUAUUACAGGAAGUGAAAAGUAAAUCCUCGCAAGUAGAAGCUUUCAGCAGCAGAGUCCAAGACCUAAUCAGUUAUGUGGUGAACAUAGGACUGAUAGACAAACUGUGUUGCUGUUUCCUCUCCGUUCAAGGCCCUGUUGAUGAGAAUCCCAAAAUAGCAACUUUUCUGGAAAAUGCCACUGCAGUGCUGCAUGGAAUAUGUCAGCUAUGUUUUGCGGUCAAUGGAAGAUCUUGGAACAUAUUUGACAAUACACGUCAGGAUCCCACAGGACUAACAGCAGUUCUUCAGUCUACGGAUCUGGUUGGAGUCUUGCAUAUGCUGUACUGUGUGCUUUUCCACGGGACAAUUUCAGAUCCAAACACAGCAAGUCCUAAAGACAGCUAUGCAGCAAACACAAUCCAGGUUGCUAUUCAGAGUUUACGUUUCUUCAAUAGUUUUGCUGUUCUUGAUCUGCCUGCCUUCCAGUCUAUUGUGGGUGCUGAAGGACUGUCCCUUGCGUUCCGGCAUAUUAUCAGCUCCCUGCUGUGGUAUUGUUCCCAGCAUACGUACGAAGGAUUGCUGCACGAAGUCAUUAUUUGUGUGGGCUAUUUUACUGUAAACAACCCAGAUAAUCAGAUCAUUGUACAAUCUGGCCGCCACCCCACAGUGCUGCAGAAACUAUGCCAGUUGCCUUUCCAGUAUUUCAGUGAUCCUCGUUUAAUCAAAGUGCUCUUCCCUUCGCUAAUAGCUGCUUGUUACAAUAACCCUCAGAACAAGAUCAUCCUGGAGCAGGAGAUGAGCUCUGUUUUGCUUGCCACGUUCAUCCAGGAUUUUGCUCAGAGUUCAGGCCAAACGGAUAAUCAGUUCUCUCAGCAGAGGGAAAAAAAUUUCACUUCUCAAGACUUUCUUGAGCUGUCCAACAGAUUCCCCCGCCAGUCCUGGGAAGAAGCUCGACAGUUCUUCUUGAAAAAAUAA